Molecule: messenger RNA, 591 nt
Organism: Momordica charantia (bitter melon)
Lineage: Eukaryota; Viridiplantae; Streptophyta; Magnoliopsida; Cucurbitales; Cucurbitaceae
Product: protein yippee-like At4g27745
Source: RefSeq, a predicted model, not a curated record
CCCUGAAUCAUCGGCGCCAUUUGGCAACUCCAUCCCUUUAAAAGAAACAAGUUUUACAUAGUUGGGAAGCAAAAAUUAACGCCCUUUCUAAUCCAACUACUUCUCAUCGGCGAAGGAGAGAAUCUGGGAACAUCAAUGGCGGAUUCGAUCGGUGAACGCUCCUACAGUUGCCAAAAGUGCGGGAACCGCGUAUCAAGAAAUGACGACAUUAUUUCCAAAAGCUUUCAGUCGAAGAAAGGAAGAGCUUUCUUGUUCUACGAAGCAAAGAAUGUGGCAAUGGGGCCUCAGCAGGAGAAGAUGUUCAUAACAGGCCAAUACGUUGUUUCUGAUGUAUUUUGCAGCGACUGUGGGGAGAAGUUGGGUUGGAAAUACAUCAAGGCUUAUGACCAAUCGCAGAAGUAUAAAGAAGGCAAAGUGGUAUUGGAGAAGUUCAAGAUUACAGAUGAAGAUUCCUAAUUCCUAAUUGCUUCUUACUUUUUUUGUUUUUGUUUUUACUGCUCAAACUUGAGUUAUUUUAUGUUUCUCUGUACAUAUCCGUAAAUGGGUCUCCAAUUCAAUGUUAAACAUAAACAUAACAUCACUUGAUUUCAA